This is a messenger RNA of Didymella exigua CBS 183.55, 777 nucleotides long. RefSeq names its product thioredoxin-like protein. The transcript is spliced from 2 exons. Gene Ontology annotation, molecular function: thioredoxin peroxidase activity. Lineage: Eukaryota; Fungi; Ascomycota; Dothideomycetes; Pleosporales; Didymellaceae. Gene Ontology annotation, cellular component: mitochondrion; cytosol. Gene Ontology annotation, biological process: cell redox homeostasis; cellular oxidant detoxification; cellular response to oxidative stress. The coding region runs from base 1 to 777 and encodes 258 amino acids. The record is from RefSeq and is a predicted model, not a curated record.
AUGUCAGCUCUCAUCCCACGUGCAGCUUCUCGAGUUCUCCGUUCCGCCGUCCGCCCUGCGCUGCGCGUUCAGCGCCCCACUGCUACUCCAUUCCGCCGGGGUCUGGCCAUUCCCGCCGCUGAGCAGCCACGCUUGAGAAUUGGAUCGGUCGCACCCGACUUCGAGGCGCAGACCACCCACGGGAAGAUCAAGUUCCAUGAGUUCCUCAAUGGCAAGUGGACGAUUCUAUUCUCUCACCCUGCCGACUUCACGCCCGUCUGCACUACUGAGCUUGGUGCUUUCGCAAAGCUGAAGGACGAGUUCGACGCGCGUGGCGUACAGAUGCUUGGUCUUAGCGCCAAUGACCUCAGCUCGCACGACCAGUGGGUGAACGAUAUCAACGAGACCCAAAACACCAACGUCAAAUUCCCCAUCAUCGCCGACGCUGACCGCAAAGUCGCCUUUCUGUACGACAUGAUCGCGCAAGACGAGCUCGACAAUAUCGCCGAGAAGGGCAUCGCCUUUACUAUCCGCUCUGUCUUCAUCAUCGACCCGGCCAAGAAGAUCAGGCUUAAGAUGGACUACCCUGCCAGCACGGGUCGCAACACAGUAGAGGUGUUGAGGGUUAUUGACAGUCUACAGACGGGUGAUAAGAAGGGCGUCGUGACGCCUAUUAACUGGACGGUUGGCGAUGAUGUGAUUGUCCCGCCCAGUGUGAGCACCGAGGAUGCGAGGAAGAAGUUCGGCGGUGUCAGGGAGGUCAAGCCUUACCUGAGGUUCACGAACGUUGGAAAAUAG